AUGGAAGACUCAUCCAAGGCAAUGGUUUAUUCAGCCACAUACUCUGGGGUGCCAGUGUAUGAGCUUGUGACACCCUUGACAUCAGUGAUGCGUCGGAAAAGUGAUGAUUGGAUAAAUGCCACCCAUAUUUUGAAAGUUGCGGAUUUCCCCAAAGCUAAAAGGACCAGAAUAUUGGAAAGAGACAUACAAGUGGGCACGCAUGAGAAAGUACAAGGUGGCUAUGGAAAAUAUCAAGGUACGUGGGUUCCGCUGGAAUCUGCCGUCAAGAUCGCUGAAACCUUCGAUGUUAGGGACAUCCUAGAGCCGCUUUUCGCCUAUGUGCAGAGGAAAGGGUCUCCAUCACCACCUCCAGCUCCAAAACAUCAGAAUGCUUCCAAGGGAUCAGCUGCCAAGAAGAAAUUGGAAUUGAAGAAGAAGCUUAGUGCAGCUGCUGGUACCGUCCCAGAUGAGAAAGUCAAGAGGAGAGGAAGGCCCCCCAAACCUAAAGAUGAGAGUGGAAAUUCUACCACAAUCUUGGACAGUAAUAUCAAAAAGGCUCCUUCGCAACCAAGAUUGGUUCGAAGACAACAAAGCUCUAAUCCAAAUUAUUACAGAAAUCAGGUACACCAACAGAGAAAUAUAUCAAAUCUUUCGGAUCUAUCGAGGAGAUCUCUCAAUUAUGAACAAACUCCCUUGCAAUUGUUGCCUCAGGUGUCAAGGGAAGGCAGUUAUCUUCCAUCUACGCAAGACACUAGAAUAAAUUUGGCCAAUUUUGACUUGGAGUCCUCACCCGUCCCGAAAGACCUUCACAGUGACCUACCGGACUUUAGAUCCCCACAAGGGGAACAUAACGAAGUCGAAGAAGAUCUAUCCAAUUCAGAGAGUGAACUCAUGAGUGGAGAUGAUCUCGCUAAUGCGUUGAGAUCUCCAGUUAACAAAAACAGUGCUAAGUCGCAAUUGGAACAAUCAUUGAUCAGCAUUGGAAAGGGCACAGAAGAUAAACCACUUCAGACAUGGUAUAAACCCAACUCAGACCAGGAUUAUGUACAUAUGCUGUUGGAAUACUUUUUGGCUCCUGAUGGUAACUACGAACCGAAAAUACCAUACUUUUUGAGUUCUGAAACAAUUCGUCAGGCUUCAGAUAGCUCUAAGUUUGAUCCCAAUUUACAGAUUGAUCAUGAAGGGCAUACAGCUUUGCAUUGGGCCUGUGCUAUGGGUGACCUGAGGAUGUGUACAGCUCUAUUGAAUUAUGGUGCCAACACCAGAGCAUGGAGUAACAUCCACCAAGUGCCAAUAAUGAGGGCAGUUUGUUUCACAAAUGCAUACUACAAGAGGUCUUUUGCACAGCUGCUGGACUUACUACGAGAGACAUUACUUGAUUGUGACAAGGAUAAUAGGAACCUUUUGCAUUUAAUUGUUUCCCAAAAAUUAGGUUCUUCCGCAUCUAGAUAUUAUAUGGAACUGGUCAUAGCCAAAGUUUCUGAAAUUCAACCCAGGGAAAGGGUUAUAAACUUUAUUAAUCAGCAGGACUCAAAUGGUGACACUGCUUUACACAUUGCCGCCCGAAAUCACAACAAGAGAUGUAUCAGGCUUUUGAUAUCCAGUGGAGCCAAAGUUGAUAUAGAAAAUGACCAGGGAGAGAGUGGCCAGACGAUUCUGGAGAGAAAUGGAUUGCUCAGGUAUGAUCAAAAGUCCGACAUCAAUGGCCAUAGUCAGGCAUCAAUACAUCAGCUUUCAUAUGUUUCCGAUACAGCCUUAAAAAUGGUUCAAGACAUCAAAUCACAGUUUUCAAAUAAACUAGAUGAACUUGCCUUUUCUGUUGGCAAUGAAUACGUUGAGAAACAGAGAGAAUACGAAGAAUCGUACAAAACGGUUAAGAGGCUUGAAGAGGAAUAUGCACAGUUGGAGAAUACGAUUUCUCAAACACAGAGUAGAAUCAUGAAAUUAAUAGCGCCUGAUUCAAACACUGAUAGUCCAGAAUAUACCGAAAAACAAAUAGAGAUCAAGCUGGAAUCAUGUUUGAGGGAAGUAAAUGAAAGGUCGUCGUUCUUGAGACAACUAUUGGAACGGAGAGAAGCCAAGAAUUUAGCACAAAUGAUAGAAAGUAAAGAAAAGAACAUUCAGUCCUCCAACAUUGAGCAGGAUAAGUUGACAGACCAGGAAAAUCUUGACGCGUUGAUUGUUUUGACAGGACUUCAAAUACGGAGAAAGUACUUAGUUGAUGAGCUUGCCUUGCAAUACAGUGAUUCGUCUGCGGAUCCCGAGCGGAUGAAUCAGUACAGGAAGCUGAUAAGCCUGUGCUGUGAAGUUGAUUUUGGCGAAGUUGACGGACUCAUUGAUGAAAUUGAGGAGAUUCUGAGGACCAACUGA
Molecule: messenger RNA, 2349 nt
Organism: Komagataella phaffii GS115
Lineage: Eukaryota; Fungi; Ascomycota; Pichiomycetes; Pichiales; Pichiaceae
Product: Transcription factor involved in regulation of cell cycle progression from G1 to S phase
Exons: 1
Coding region: 1-2349 (782 amino acids)
Cellular component (GO): SBF transcription complex; MBF transcription complex
Molecular function (GO): DNA binding; protein binding; transcription regulator activity
Source: RefSeq, a predicted model, not a curated record